GGUGCGUGCGGCCAGUGAGGCGCUCAAGAUGGCCGUCACGUACAUCUGAUCGGAGGUGUGUGCCGUAAUUUGACGCCGAUUUGACGUGACGAGGGUGGGCCAUGCACCUCGCGCCGCUGGCAUGGUGAUCGCGCGAAGGUAACCGGACCCGGCAUCGACGCGGACCGUCCUGGGCGUCGUCGUCGAUGGUUGUUCUUGUCCCCGUGGCCGCCGGCGGCUGGUGGAAUCAUGUUCAGCAAGAAGCUCCAUGUAGACGUCAAGAAGUCGACGCUUAAGAUCCAGGAUGUCAAGAAGGAUAGCGCGACGCGAUUCAAGCAUCUCAAGAUCGUGCUAGAAAACGUGGACACUGACGAGGCAAAGGGCUUUUUUGAGGGUAACUUCAGCCAUGUGUACUUCAUCCUAUACGAUUGUUUCGUGUCCGCCGAAGCGAAUCUUCGGCAGCGCGUGCAUAAAGCACACAGGGAGGAGUUAGAACAAGUAUUGCAACUUCUGGAGAAAAUUUUAACUCUUCUUCCUGAGUUACUUAAUAGACGAUGGCAGUGUCAUAGUUUAGCACGAAUCUUGCAGAAGCUCUUGCAUCCUGGUAAUAGUUGGAAACUUCGAAGACAAGCUAUAAGGUACUUUAUUUUGUGGUAUCAAGCCCUUGGCGAAAAUGCUCCUGAACACAUACAUCAGAUGUUUGCCAGCUUGGUGCCAGGAUUUCCACCGCAUCAAGCGUCGCCUUAUAAAUGUGAUCGUAAGACGGAUAGUAAGAAAGAUAAACUGGCGAGAGCAGCCAAUUCCGAGGAGAAGGAUAAGAGAGAAUUUUAUGACACGCAACUUGGGCAAAGUACUUUUCAUGACAAUGGAUCAAAUCAGUGUCCUAUCAGUCAAGUUGACAGUGGACCUAUCCUACCACCGCAAAGUGGAGAAAAGCCACUCGACAAUGAAACUGUUAGGUUUUUGGAAGCAUUGCUUGAAUUUAUGGUUACUCAGGUGGUAAAAGUAGAAUGGCGUGAUAAAUCUACACGACAGCAUAAAACUUUCCAAUUUUUAUUAGAACGUUUUAAGGUAGCAUAUCUACGUCACAUCUGUCCAGAAUUUAAUGACAACUUUUCGCUUUACAAACCUAACUUAGAAUUACCCACAAUGCGUAAACCGAUGAAUCAAAAUCAGAAUAACUAUCUACUUUGUAAAGUUGCUUUAAUCAAAUGGAUUGCGAGCUUUACGCAUGUUGCUAGAAAAGAUGGACUUUUCGCACAUCUUUCACAAAGCACAACACCAAAUGAGGAAAACACAGAAUCGGAAUUACGCCGUGUAUCGGUAUACACUCAAAAUUCUGCUGAUUCGAAUUUACUAUCACCCGAAUCAACCAUGUCCCAGCAAGAUGGUCAAAAUCAGGAAGAUAGUGCAGUUUCAGCUAUGUUAGUUAGAGAGGUUUUAUAUGGAAACAGGGAUAAUGUAAACUUUGUACAUGAAUUGUACAGACAGGCAUUUCUUCUGGAUUUCCACCAUGCAGGAGCCAUAAGAAAGGCUAUUGCCGUUUAUAAAGAUUGGAUUCAAAUGAAUGAAAUCCCUCCAUUUAUGUUAGAACCGCUUGAUGGCCAUAAAGAACGGGAUUUUGAGGAGAGUCAAAGAAAGGAAAGCGAAAUGGAAAAAAGUCCGUCUGAUAGUUACCGGCAGACGAGAUUAAGAAAUGAUUCUUAUCUUGGCGCAAUACACCGAGAAAAUUUGUUCAUUAGAGCAGGCUUGCAAAAUGUUCUGCAAAUUUUUAUUACGCAAGCUUCAAAUGUAUUUUUCUUAGAGAAUUCAGGACCGAAUGCAUCUUUGACAUUACUUGAGGAGCAAACGGACAGUUGUAAGAGAGUCCUAAAUGUAUACCGAUAUGUUGUUAUGCACUCUAGACUGGAACCGGCGACUUGGGAACAGUUACUUAGAGUGUUACUGCAAAUUACAUCGCUCGUACUGAGCGAGAAGUCCUCUCGCCGCAAGCAUCAGGAAAGUAUCGGUGGAAAACUUGCGCCUGCCAUAUUCCAGACUCUAAUUGUUACAUGGAUUAAGGCUAACUUAAACGUGGUUAUUUCUACCCAGUUAUGGGACCAGUUUCUAGAGGUGUUGACAUCGUUAACACAAUGGGAGGAAUUAAUUCGAGAGUGGGCGAAAACUCUGGACACGCUAACGAGAGUAUUGGCGAGACACGUAUAUAACUUGGAUUUGAAUGAUCUACCUUUAGACAGACUCAGCGAACAGAAAUCAAAAAAGAGACGUGGAAUCGGAAGCCGCGCGGCGUCAACUGGAAGCGUACAGCCGCCUCGGAAAGGCAGCGUUGAUCAAGAGAAUAAUACCGUGUUAAAUAGAAGCGUCGUAGAUCACCCGCUACGUGAUAUGAGAAAGGUGCGACCAUUGCCGCGCAGUGCGAGCGACAACACUAUAUAUAACGUUAAGACUCGUGCAAAAUUGCAUAGGCAACGGACGCACACAGUACACAGCGGUAUUCCCGUACUCCCCCUAUCGAUAGAACAAGAUAUGGCGCGGUUACUGUCAAACGGCUCGACUUCGUCGUCAGCGACCGGUCGGAAGAUGCUGUCCAACAGACGUGCAAAAUCUUUGGAUAGCAUUGUUAUAAUUGAUAGCGAACCACCGUCACCACGCUGCCCUUCACCAACACCCAGCAGUGGCGUUGAUAGCAACAAAGAUAGUCCCAUACAGAUAGAAAAUAUUGACGGUAGCAGUAUUGAUACAAAUGACGCAUCUGAGAGGAGAUCAGUUAUGGCGGGUGGAGGGGUCCGUGGAUGGUUGCCAGAUGUGGCUGUCGUUUUAUGGCGACGUAUGCUGUCGGCAUUAGGUGAUGUUAAUAAUAUUCAAGAUCCUGUUUUACAUGGCCAAGUCAUGGAUUAUCUCGUGCAACUCACACAAACAUUAAUUAAGAUACGUUUAAAUCAAGGAGUAUCCGGGGAUAAUCAAGCAACACCUCCAGCACCAGAUCUAAUUCCACCUCUAACAGUUAUUGCACCUUGGUGUUUCAAGGCAAUUCAGCUUCCCGAUCAAUAUGAAAGUGGUAAAUUAGCUGCGUAUCGUCUUAUAUGUCUCUUAACGGUACAACCACUGGAUAUUAGUUUACCAAAACAACAUCUCACGCUCUUCUACCGCGCCGUUCAUAAUGGAAUUGCUAGUAACGAAAGUAAAGUACUGCAUGUACUUGUAAAAUAUACAGGGCCCAGAUUAUUUAGUUUAAAUCUACCUGGAUCGAGUCUUUUGAUUUUGGACUAUAUACAUGCUGCUAAUGUGAUACUUAGCAGUCAAGAUGUCGAGGCACCAAGGACAGAAGCUGUUUCUAUUAUUGGCUCAUUGUUAACGUUACCUGUCACAAUGAUCAAGCUACCCAUGUUACAACCAAAUGGACCUGAUAUUGUAACUAUGACGUGUCCAGAAGCAAAAGAGCAUAUUGUAACAAUACUUCUGCGAAGCUGUCGACGAGAACCCACUGGUAUUGCGAGAUGUCUGGCCCUGUCAAGUAUCGCGAUGUUUGUAUACAAAGAACUGUCCUACAAAACGCAACAUCCGAGAAUUCCGGAAGCUGUCACAGUUCUUCUUCUUGCACUUAGAGCUUCUCACGCUACUGUUGCACAGGUUGCGUGUGAUUCUCUGUUACUUCUCUGCGAUAAGGCUGAUGUGUUGCUAGAAUUGUAUCCUAAUGUGCCAUCUAAGAUAAUACAGAUUUUAUCGGAUACACUUGGGCGAAUGACAACGCGUGAAAGACGCGGACCUUUAACAGUAUCAAUGCUGUUUUGUUUGGGCGAAUGGGCCAUGCACUUAGGACCAACAGUAUUACUACAAGUGUUUCAAGGAAAACCUCUCUUGAUGACCUUAUUUACAGUGUUAAAUAACAUAGUGCAAAAUAAAAUUGGAAAGGGAUUUUCGAAAAUCGCUAAGAAUCAGGACGACGACGAUGAUUUCGAUCCUAAUAUUACGUUAGAUAAUUUAAUUGACGAAUCCUCCGUUAAAUCCCCUCGCAAAGGAAAUAUUCAAUCUGUACAAUUGGCAGCAAAAAUGGUACUGAUGCAUUUAAUUAAUCAUUUGGGACACUUUCCAAUGGGUAUCGGAGCUGCGCGUCUUUCAUCACUAGUUGUUGAAUUGGAUGACGUUCCUGGAAUCGAUGGAGACGAGCUGUCCUCCGCCGUUUUUCAAGCGCCUAAUAUACAACUCUUGAUGCUCUCUAAUUCGAUCAUAAUGUCACUGAUAGAAUUGGCGGCGUUGGACGCACCUGGCGGAGGCGUCACGGCUGGUUUGACUACAGCUCCUUCUCUGGUUAGAGUUUUGUUGCGCGAUCUUGCUGGAAAAGCUUCUUGGGACAGUUCGAUCUUGUAUAGCCAACCAUUCAUUGAUGAUGAUCUACCGCUGCCGUUUGUGAAACCUGUUGAUUGGAGCGUAAAAUUACAUACGGAUGAUUUGAACAGUGUCAUCACACCUCACAACUGUACUCCCAGACACACAAUACGGCAUCGCGAGCCGCACAUAUUGCCGACUUUUGCGAACGCUGCAAGCGACAUGGACAACUUAGAUGAUCUUCUUCAAUAUAUAGGACACACCAGCCCGGAAGUUUUGACCAAUCCAGAAAUCGCUCUCAAUGCGCCCGCUAAUCCACCUCAAGGACAUUAUCUUGAAAGCGAAACUAUUGCGACAAUUUUAAAUCAGAGAAACGCAGAGCAAGAACACAUGAACAAUUGGAACCAACACAUCAGUAUGAGUGCAACAGCAAUCAGUCCACCAUCAUGUCGCCCGCCCCCGGCGCCAUUUCAUCACUGCCGCCUUCUGUUUUCGCAUCUCGGUUUGUCCGGCUGGGAGUUGCGUAAGAAAUUGCAUCUGCUGGCAAAAAACGAGAAGCUCUUACGCGAGCUCCGUAAUCUCGAUGGCCAGCGGUCUCGGGAGACACACAAGAUAGCAGUGAUUUACGUCAGCCAGGGACAAGAAGACAAGAACUCCAUACUAAGCAACGUCACUGCCAGUAAGGAGUACGAGAGCUUCAUCGCGAGACUCGCUUGGGAAGUCGAAUUAGAAUCGCAUACUGGUUUUCUCGGUGGCUUAGUGCCUGGAAAGGCGUCUGGUGUUACCGCGCCGUAUUAUGCCACAUCUUUCACCGAAGUUCUCUUCCACGUUGCUACAAGGAUGCCAUCGGACAGCCCCGAGAGUUUGUUGCAAAAGACACGGCAUCUUGGCAAUGAUGAAAUCCACAUAGUUUGGUCGGAACAUUGGCGAGAUUAUCGCAGAGACAUCAUACCCACAGAGUUCUGCGACGUCCUCAUAGUCAUUUAUCCACUGAAAAACAAGCUAUAUCGAAUACAGAUCUCGCGUAAAUCGGAGAUUCCAUUUUUUGGUCCUUUAUUUGAUGAGUGUAUCGUGGAAGAUAAGGUAUUACCAGGUUUAGUGAGGACGACCGCGUUAGCCGCAAGUAGAGCGAAGAGAUCUACGCUUACCUUAUACCAACAUUAUUACGAGGAGAGGGCGCGAUCCAUCGAUACUGUUAUGAGAAAUCACAAGGAAGCUACGACAUUUGAGGAAUUUACAGCAAAUGUUUAUUCACCGGUGCAACCGCCAAGCCCAUUUAGCGCAGCUUCAUCUGUCUCUGGAUCUACAACAAGCGUGCAAUCCACAGCAUCGUCAAAUCUCGCGGCAGCACUUAUUGAUUCGCAUCAGGGACGCUCCGGCUUGCGCAGCAGUUCGACAGCUAGCAGUGACAACCGUGCGAAUAGAGUCUUGCAAAAUAUAUUCAGAGUUUCUGACGGAAGCAGAGUGUGGUUUAGCAAUGAUAUCCCCGAGAGUACUGCGCUCCACGGAAUUUCACCAAGACCCGUAAAAAAGAUGUCCUUUAAAACCGGACCAAAGCAGAAGGCUAACACACAACCGACCCCGCCAGAUAGUCCGAGAUACAAAUGAAAUUUUUUUCAUUCGUACCCAGAAAAAUGCCCCGCACAAUUAAUUGGACUCGGCGAGCGUUAUACUUUAAUGGAACUAUUCGGACAAAAGUUAGAGUAAUGAGUAAUUAUACGAUUCCACUGUUAGUAUUACGCGCAUAGCGUGAUUUCAAGAUAACAAUGUGGCAACUUGACAUAUUGCCAACCAACACAUUAUUCACAGUGGGGAAUAUCUGAUUAAUGCGUUUUGUGUUUUCCGUCCUUAGGUUUAAUUUUUAUAUUGAAUGUACAGAUCGUUGUUUAUUUGUUGCAACGUGAAUAUUAAUUUAUUGGAAAGUAAAUAUAUGAUAAAUUUAUUAAAUUAUAGAGGUAUAUAAUAGGUAUACUUCUCACACGAACCUAUUGAUGUCGAGAGACAGCUAUUUACAUUGUACAGCACUUUCUUAAGAUUAAUUUAUCCUAGUUCGCUAGCUAGAAUAAAUAAUUCUGAACUAAAAUUUCUAUCUUAAAACAUAUUAAAAGUAGUAUAGAAAUAUUAACAUUGUAAGAAUGCUCUGCGGUACUGCUAUAUGGCCUUGUAAUUAUCUUAUUUGUCACAGAAGAGUACAUAUAGAAUAUAGAUAUAACUAUUUUAUUAUUAAUUGGCAAGACAAAUGCGAGAGGAUUUACGAUUAAACGUUACUUCCAAUACGCUUGUCUGCUUGUACAUUAAAGUCAUAUUCCAGAUAUGGGGCUGAUGAGAAUUUAAUAAUUGCGUUAGUUUGAUUUGAAGCGAUGAUUAUGACUUACUAUGAAUUAUGAAACAAAGUGAUAAAUAGCCAUUUUCAGAGAAAAAAAAACACUUAAGUUACACAUUCCAUGUGCGUAUGUCAUCCCGUUCUCAAGUUACAUUUACACAUUAUGAUGUAGUUCAUAUAUACGCAUAUUUUUAAUUUAUAUUUAAACAUUGUAAUAGAAUUCAUAUAUAUGCAUAUAUAAAUAUGUAUAUGAAUUACCGAGCCAUUCCAUUUUCGAAUAUUAUAUUCAUAAUUCGACCGACUUGUACUUUUUAUAUGUAUACUUUAUAAUAUAUUUUUCAGUAUGAAAUCUCAUUUUAUUCAACAGAAUAUUAAGAGAUCGCAAUCGCCGAAUCAUUUUAUUUCCAUAUUAAAGUCGAAAAGAUGCUUGAUAUUUUAUAUGAGUAAAUUGAAUAUUUCAUAUAACGACGCAAAGCCGAAUAAUUACUACAAAUUUAGUAAAAACCAAAACGUAAAAAAAAGUAAAUUUGAAAGUAAUUUAUUCCAUUUAUUGAAUAAUCGAUGGCUACUUGCUUUACACAAAUCAUCCUCAUACAGUGAUAAUAAUCAAAGUAUUAACGUUAUCUAUUACUAUUAACGAAUGGCAGACUAUAGUAAAGGAUUAUAUUAUGGUAACGAUCGAUGCAUUAUUCGAGAUGAAAUUUUUCUAGAAGUAUACACUUCGCGAUGAUAAACUCUGUGUAUAAUUAGAAUUUUUGACUAUUUUGAAGACUACCAUGAAACACACAUUCAAAAGUGUAGGUAUUAGCAACAAAGAUGUAGUUUAUAAUUACUGAUGCGCAAGAUCAUGGCCAAAGCAGCAUUAUUUUUCCACUAAUUUAUAAGAUAGACCAGGGAAGCUCUAUGUAUGUAUUGUAUAUAAAUUGUUAAGCAUAUAAAAAUGGUUCUGAAAUAAUUUAAAA
Molecule: messenger RNA, 7590 nt
Organism: Solenopsis invicta (red fire ant)
Lineage: Eukaryota; Metazoa; Arthropoda; Insecta; Hymenoptera; Formicidae
Product: probable Rho GTPase-activating protein CG5521
Exons: 28
Coding region: 229-5913 (1894 amino acids)
Biological process (GO): regulation of small GTPase mediated signal transduction; positive regulation of GTPase activity
Cellular component (GO): nucleus; cytoplasm
Molecular function (GO): GTPase activator activity
Source: RefSeq, a predicted model, not a curated record